AUGCCGCGAAUUGUCGAAUGUGUUCCCAACUUUUCAGAAGGCAGAAGUAAAGAGGUGAUUGAAGCCAUUGCUGCAGCAAUUGCUGCCACCUCAGGAUGCAGUCUGUUGGACGUAGACCCAGGGCCUUCAACAAACAGGACAGUCUACACAUUUGUUGGCAGUCCUGAUGCUGUCGUAGAAGGUGCCUUGAGUGCAGCACGAGUUGCCUUUCAGCUGAUUGACAUGAGAACCCACAAAGGUGAGCAUCCCAGAAUGGGUGCCUUGGAUGUUUGCCCUUUCAUCCCAGUUCAGGAUGUGACUAUGGAAGAUUGCAUCAAAUGUGCUCAGGAGUUUGGUGAAAGAUUGUCCGCAGAGCUAGAAGUGCCAGUGUUCUUGUAUGGUGCUGCUUCAAGUGUAGACUACAGGAAGACAUUGCCCCAAGUGAGAGCUGGAGAAUAUGAAGGUCUUCAGGAAAAGUUGAAAGACCCUAAAUGGAAGCCCGAUUAUGGACCGCCAGAGUUUGUUCCCUCUUGGGGUGCCACGGCUGUGGGUGCUAGGAAGUUUCUGAUUGCUUACAACAUUAACCUGCUGGCAACAAAAGAACAGGCACACCGCAUAGCGCUUGAUAUACGAGAAAAUGGACGGGGUGACGGCCAGCCAGGCCGAUUAAAGUGUGUGCAAGCUAUUGGUUGGUACCUGGAGGAAGCCAACAUGGCCCAGGUGUCCGUUAACAUCACUGACUUUGAGGUGACUGCGAUCCACACAGUCUAUGAAGAAUGUGUCAAGGAAGCUCAGGAACUCAACAUAGCAGUUGUGGGCUCCCAGAUUGUUGGUCUGGUUCCCCAGCAAGCAAUGAUGAACACCGCUGACCACUACCUGCAGAAGGAGAACUUGUUCAUCCUGGAGGAGGAUCAGAAGCUGAGACUGGUGAUUAAUCGACUGGGUCUGAAUUCCUUGGGAGCUUUCAAUGCUAAAGAAAGAAUUGUGGAAUACAUGAUCCAGGCCGACAGAGAUGGGCCGUUGGCCAGCAUGGAUGUCAAGGACUUUAUCCUGACAGUGGGCUCCAGAUCCCCUUCACCAGGGGGUGGGUCUGUGGCUGCUUUAGCUGCAUCUCUGGGUGCUGCCUUAGGCUCCAUGGUGGGUUUUCUGACAUAUGGAAACCGUAAAUUUGCUGACCUUGACCCAAAGAUGAGAAAACUGAUCCCUCCGCUGUACAAGGGCAUGAAGGAUCUGAUUCCUUUCAUUGAUGCAGAUGCUGCAGCGUUCAGUGAGUUUAUGCUGGCAAUGAAGCUGCCCAAAUCAACAGUGGAAGAACGGAAACAGAGAGAGGAGGCCAUGAAGCAAGGGAUGUUGACAGCCGUGCAGGUGCCCAUGUGUGUGGCUCAGAUUGCCAACGAGUUGUGGCUUCACUUGAAAGAACUGGCUCAGGUUGGGAACCUCAACUGUAAAUCAGACUUGCAGACUGGAGCACGCAUCCUGGAGACUGGUGUCUGGGGAGCAUAUUAUAAUGUGAUGACAAAUCUGGAACAGAUCGCCGAUGCAGAGUUCACCACAAAGGUGAAAGCAGAUAUUGAAUUAGCCAUUGCCAAAGCUCAGAAAGAAAGAGAUGAAGUUUUGAAUAUACUAGAGCAGAGAAAAUCUUAA
Messenger RNA from Candidula unifasciata, 1623 nucleotides. NCBI's taxonomy places the organism in Eukaryota, Metazoa, Mollusca, Gastropoda, Stylommatophora, Geomitridae. The record is from the annotation of a GenBank genome assembly.